This is a messenger RNA of Penicillium macrosclerotiorum, 2052 nucleotides long. RefSeq names its product peroxisomal copper amine oxidase. Gene Ontology annotation, biological process: amine metabolic process. The record is from RefSeq and is a predicted model, not a curated record. The transcript is spliced from 3 exons. Lineage: Eukaryota; Fungi; Ascomycota; Eurotiomycetes; Eurotiales; Aspergillaceae. Bases 1 to 2052 code for a protein of 683 amino acids. Gene Ontology annotation, molecular function: quinone binding; primary methylamine oxidase activity; copper ion binding.
AUGGUUCUGGACAGACUCCAACAGUUGACCCAUCAGGUCAGCGCAACGUCUCCACUGCCACAUCCUUUGGAUCCUCUUUCCACUACCGAGAUCGAUGCUGCAGUAGCCAUCGUUCGAAAGGAGCAUGGCUCGCUUAAUUUCAAUGCGGUCACUCUAUACGAGCCGCGCAAAGUCGAAAUGAUGGCCUGGGUGGCAAGCCCCGAUACUGCUCCUCGCCCAGUCCGCAAGGCCGACGUGGUUGCAAUUGCGCCAGGCGGGAAAAUUUACGAUGGCGUGGUAGAUCUGAAACAGAACAAAAUCGAGGAGUGGAAGCACACUCCGAAUGUGCAGCCCCUGAUCACGAUGGAAGACCUGCAAGAAGUUGAACAUGUGGUACGCAAGGAUCCAAAGGUCAUUGAGCAGUGCGGCAUCAUUGGCAUCCCACCACAAGAUAUGCACAAGGUUUACUGUGACCCUUGGACUAUUGGCUACGACGAGCGUUUUGGAAGUGGCGUUCGAUUGCAGCAGGCUCUUAUGUAUUAUCGUCCUCAUCCCGAUGACUCCCAGUAUACCUAUCCUUUGGACUUCUGCCCUAUCUACAAUGCCGAGACCAAGCAGAUUAUCCAUAUCGACGUGCCCCCAGUACGGAGACCCAUCAGCAAGGCACCCCCAAAUAACUAUCACCCAGACGCAAUUGAGAAGGAUGGCGGCUUCCGCAAGGAUAUCAAGCCUAUUCACAUUACCCAGCCUGAGGGAGUUUCAUUCGAGGUCAAAGGUCGCACCAUCGAGUGGCAAAACUGGAACAUCCACGUUGGCUUCAACUAUCGUGAAGGCAUUGUACUCAACAACAUUACUUUCAAUGACAAGGGCAAUGUACGCCCAAUUUUCUGGCGUUUAUCACUAGCCGAGAUGGUCGUGCCAUAUGGGAACCCGGAGCAUCCUCACCAACGGAAACACGCCUUUGAUCUUGGUGAAUACGGCGGUGGCUACAUGACUAACAGCUUGUCUCUGGGCUGUGACUGCAAGGGCGCAAUUCACUAUAUGGACGCGGCAUUUGUUAAUCGUGCUGGUGCAUCGACCAUUGUCAAGAAUGCCAUUUGUAUCCAUGAAGAGGACGCUGGCAUCCUUUUCAAGCAUACCGACUUCCGCGACGAGUCAAUCGUGGUCACACGUGGUCGCAAGUUGAUUAUUUCCCACAUCUUCACUGCCGCCAACUAUGAGUACUGUGUGUAUUGGAUCUUCCACCAAGAUGGCACUGUGCAACUAGAGAUAAAGUUAACCGGUAUCCUAAACACCUACUCCAUGAAUCCAGGCGAGGAUACAAAGGGCUGGGGUACUGAAGUCUAUCCCGGUGUCAAUGCCCACAACCACCAGCACCUUUUCUGUCUUCGUGUGGAUCCAAACAUCGAUGGUCCUAAUAACACAGUUUUCCAAGUCGACGCUGUACAAGGACCGGGCGAAGUUGGCAGUGCCGAAAACAAGUACGGCAAUGCUUUCUACGCUAAGAAGACCAAGUUCACCACUCCGCUGGAGGCCAUGUCAGACUAUGACGGCUCCACGAGCCGCACAUGGGAAAUGGCUAAUACCAACAAACUUAACUCGUACAGCAAGAAGCCUGUCUGUUACAAACUUGUUAGUCGGGAUGUGCCACCUCUUCUCCCCAAGGAAGGUGGUCUUGUCUGGAAGCGAGCAGGAUUUGCUCGCCACGCAGUGCAUGUCACUAAAUAUUCGGAUGAUGAGAUCCACCCUGCAGGUCGCCACGUCCCGCAGACUUCAGGCGAGCCCUCUGCGGGUCUGCCAGCUUGGAUCGAAGCUGCCGGUCCGAACUGCUCAAUCGACAACACAGAUGUUGUGCUCUGGCACACAUUCGGUCUGACCCACUUUCCCUCCCCAGAAGACUACCCCAUCAUGCCCGCUGAGCCUAUGACCCUUCUUCUUCGUCCACGAAACUUCUUCGAUCGCAACCCCGCUCUUGACGUGCCACCCAGCUAUUCCCGGACACCAACACAAGUUGCCUCGGGAGCAGGUGCCUGUGGUUGCAAGAAGAACGAUGGAUCUAGCGUAUUGGUAUGA